AUGAUAGUGACUCUGCCGCUACCAAGCCAAGUUUCCAAAUACUGGCCAGAAGGCGUCGUCUCAGUUCUCCAAUGGUUUGCAUUCUGGAGCUUUUCCAUUCUACUUACGGUGCCCUGGCUGUUUUGCGUUUAUCAACUUGUCACCAACCAACUUGGGCGCACAAAGCGUAUCAAGCAAGUACUUGAUGACGUUACCGCCCCAAAAGUUGUGAUUGUGAUGCCAUGCUACAAGGAAGAGCCUGAUGUGCUUAUCACAGCUAUUAACUCUGUUGUUGACUGCGACUAUCCCGCUGCCUGUAUCCAUGUAUUCCUCUCUUUUGACGGUGAUCAAGAAGAUGAGCUCUAUCUCAACACGAUAGAAAAACUGGGAGUACCUUUAACAAUGGAAUCAUACCCGAAGAGCAUCGAUGUCCAAUACAAAGAGGCACGCAUCACCAUCUCUCGGUUCCCUCAUGGUGGCAAAAGGCACUGCCAGAAAUCGACAUUUAAACUUAUCGAUAGAGUAUACGAACAAUACCUUAAGAUGAAUGACAAUCUAUUCAUCUUGUUCAUCGAUUCAGACUGCAUACUGGACAAAGUCUGUCUACAGAACUUUGUUUAUGACAUGGAGCUCAGUCCCGGCAAUUCUAGAAACAUGCUGGCCAUGACUGGCGUCAUUACAUCGACGACGAAAAAGCACAGCAUCAUCACGCUGCUUCAAGAUAUUGAAUAUAUACAUGGCCAACUUUUCGAGCGCACGGUAGAGUCAGGCUGCGGAUCCGUGACUUGCCUUCCCGGUGCCCUGACCAUGCUUCGCUUCUCCGCGUUUAGGAAGAUGGCCAAAUAUUAUUUCACAGAUAAAGCUGAGCAGUGCGAAGACCUGUUCGACUUCGCAAAAUGCCACUUGGGAGAGGAUCGUUGGCUCACCCACCUCUUCAUGAUCGGCGCCAAAGAACGGUACCAGAUACAGAUGUGCACGUCGGCGUUUUGCAAAACGGAAGCCGUACAGACCUACCGCUCCCUUAUUAAGCAGCGGAGGCGAUGGUUUUUGGGCUUCAUCACCAACGAAGUAUGCAUGCUGACGGAUUGGCGUCUAUGGAAACGGUACCCUCUCUUGGUGAUUGUCCGCUUCAUGCAAAAUACCAUCCGCACGACAGCACUUCUCUUUUUCAUCAUGGUACUUGCACUGAUAUCGACCGUUGCAAAAGUCAAAGAUUUGCCUGUGGGAUUUAUCGGUGUCUCCCUCGGUCUAAAUUGGCUCUUGAUGCUCUAUUUUGGUGCAAAGCUUCGACGUUUCAAAAUAUGGCUCUAUCCACUCAUGUUUGUCCUGAACCCUUUCUUCAACUGGUAUUACAUGGUAUAUGGCAUAUUCACUGCUGGGCAAAGGACUUGGGGAGGCCCGAGAGCUGAUGCUGCCGUUGCCGACGGCAAUACCACCGCACGAGAGGCAGUCGAAAAGGCUGAAAAGCAAGGGGACGAACUUAACGUGGUUCCAGAGACAUUUCUGCCCGCUCUCGAGGCAAGAAGGGCAGCAAGCACAAAGGGUCACCCCAACACUCGGCUUGAGCAUAAGGGAAGCGUGGUUAGGCCUCCUGAUGGCAUCGACGGCAUGUUUUCUGCUAGACAGAAGACACCAGCCGGACUUUAUACACAUCUCGACGAAUCAGAUAUCGGUCUUGGAACACCGAUUGCAUUGUCCACUAACCCGUCUUCCUCAUGGGACGCACUGCAAAGAAACUCUCUCGAGGGUUUCCAGCUCAACGGAACGGGAGCCGUUACAAUGGACCAGUUUAUGGGAGAGGAAGACAGGAUAAAGUAUGCCAUAGCCCAGCGGGCACAGUUCCAACGAAGCACUAGGGUUGAUGCCGCAUCAAGCAAGGAGUCUCCGGAUGUUGAGCUCAUUGAUCUCUCGUCGGAGUCGUAA
Messenger RNA from Trichoderma gamsii, 1902 nucleotides. RefSeq names its product chitin synthase D. The coding region runs from base 1 to 1902 and encodes 633 amino acids. Gene Ontology annotation, cellular component: cell periphery; cell septum. Gene Ontology annotation, molecular function: chitin synthase activity. Lineage: Eukaryota; Fungi; Ascomycota; Sordariomycetes; Hypocreales; Hypocreaceae. The transcript has a single exon. The record is from RefSeq and is a predicted model, not a curated record.